AUGUUGCCCACCACAGCACCUCCCGCCGCCGCCGUCGCGCAACCACCGCGGCGAAGGACCCGGCCGUCCACGAGGACUGGUUCGGUUGAAGGUCGCAGGAGCUGGACGGGGGAAUCGCACUCUUCGAAAGCUUGGGAAGCAGGCAGCUGCACGUCUGCAGGCAUGGCAGCAUGGCCGUCUGAGAACGACGAGCCCAUUGCGUGUCUGGUGGAGGAUGUAGUCCAUGCGCUAGAGCGGCUGGAAUGCCGCAGCGCUGGACAGGACCAAGGGGCAAACAGAUACGCUUUCUCGUUUCACAAUCUCGCGGCCCAGCUCUCACAGCUUCUCCCUCCUACACCAGUUCCCUCUCCGAAUCUCUGGAUCGAGGCGUCCCUGCGCAACGAUGGAACCCCACCACCUUCCUACGACGACAGCGUCGCAGACCUGCCCCCGGACUACACGUCCACGGACGCGCUAGCUACAGCGCAAACGCCUGAAUACACACCGUUUCCUUCUCUCAACGCUUCUCUCUGCUCUGAUGUGUCAAAUUGUCUGCGUAUUAGUUGCAACAUGUCGCCUGCUUCUUCUUUGUUCAUAGACGAGAAAUCGCUGUAUGUGGAUAUUGGCUUUGGCUUCACCGACGACGGAGUCAGAUCUCAUGCGAAGAAAAAGAAGGCCGCAGCGAAGAAGACCACUAAUACGUCCAAUGCAUUUGACGAGCCACCACCAGCGGAAGAACCCCCUCCACCACCAGCUGACGAUCCUCCACCUCCAGCGGACGGAGGAGGUUCAGGGAGCGGUGACGGUGGCGAUGGCGGCGAUGGCGAUAAAGACAAAGACAAGCCCGAGGACGACUGGGCAGAUGGUUGGGGAGAUGCAACGACGAAGAAAAAGAAGAAGACCAAGAAGCAGGCGCAAGAGGAAGAGGCAGAGCGCUUGAAGAAAGAGGAAGAGGAAGCAGCAGCGAAGGCAGCCGAGGAGGAAGCAGAGCGCAUUAAAAAGGAGGAGGAAGAGGCUGCGGCUGCUGCCGCCGCGGAAGCUGAGAAGGCCGCAGUCGCAGCUCCAGAUCUCAGCUGGGCCAAUGAUCCGCCUGCAACUGAUGAUUGGGCCUUUGGUGGAACAACGUCCAAGAAGAAGAAGAAAAAGGGGAAGACGGCGGAGCCAUCGCCUCCACCCCCUCCCGACCCACCAGCCGCGGAAAGCUUCAGCGAUGUGAACCUCGACGACGGUGCACCCACAAUCAACAUGAACUUCGGUGGUUCUGGAGAUAAACCGGAUCUACUUGGCGGAGGUGGUGGGGUUGGUGGGUGGUCAACUGGUUGGGGCACGUCUAAGGGAUCUUCAGGGUGGGGCUUCGAUUCGACAUCGAAAGACGCGUCGAACGACAACCCUUGGGACUCGACAGACAAGAAGAAGGAAGGCAAUGGCUUCGACUUCGAUUUCGACGCGUUCAAGAGUCCAACGGAAGCUGCACCGGCACCUGAACCCGUAGCGGAGGACGAUACCUGGGGCUUUGGUACAACUAAGUCCAAGAAAAAGAAGAAAGGCAGCGCUGCUCUGCUCGAAGAGUCAAUUCCAGAAUCACUACCAGAGCCAGUCCCCGAACCUCCAAAAGCUCAAGAUGACUGGGGAAGUUUCACGUUCGGUGAAAAGAAGAAGAAAAAGAAGAAGGGAGCUGUCGAAGAGGAAGCACCUCCUCUAGGCCCCGAAACAGUUGUCGAGCCAGACCCCGAACCAGUCGUCGAGCCAGAACCCGAACCUGCCCCAGAACCAGAACCGGAGCCAGUUCCUGAAGUUCCAGCUGUCGAUCCGUUUGCCGGCCUCAGCAAGUCGCAGAAGAAAAAGCUUGAAAAGAAGAUGAAAGAAGAAGCUGCGGCCAAAGAAAAGGAAGAGGCUGAGCGCAAAAAGCUUGAAGAAGAGGAAGCUGAACUUAAGCGGAUGGAGGAAGAAGAGGCCGAAGCCAAACGACUUGAAGAGGAAGAGGCUGAGCGCCAACGCGUUGAGGCAGAGGAAGCUGCUGCUGCUGCUGCUGAAGCUGAGGCCGCUGCCGCUGCUGAAGCUGAGAAAAAGAAGGCCGAGUCUGCUCUGGACGAUUGGGGUGCUGUCGCUACUACAUCUUCUAAGAAAAAGAAGAAAAAGAAGGGCGCUGUUGAAGAGGAAGCUCCUCCUCCACCCCCGCCACCGCCUGAACCUGUACCUGAACCAGAGCCUGAACCGGUUGUCGUUGUCGAACCUUCACCCGUCAAAGAGGAAGAGGACCCCUGGGGCGGCGGCUGGGGUGCAGCUGUUGGCACCAGCAAGAAAGAAAAGAAGAAGAAGAAGAAAGGAGCCGUUGAGGAAGAGCCUCCACCACCGCCGCCGCCACCACCUCCACCAGAGCCUGAAGUCGUAGCGGACCCCAUUGAGGUUGUCUCACCGCCUGCUGAAGAUGACGGAUGGGGCGACGAUUGGGGCAUGCCGCCGACAACAAAGAAAAAGAAAGGUAAGAAGGGUGCCAUCGUCGAAGUCCCUGUACCUGAGCCUGUUGUUGUACUCCCUGCCGAGGAAGCUGUUGCAGAACCAGAGCCUGAACCAGUCGUUGUUUUUGAAGAGAAAAAAGAGAAGAAGAAAGAGAAAGAGAGUAGCAGUGACUGGGGCUUCAGCUCAAUCUGGGGCGGUAGCAAAAAGGACAAGAAGAAGACGAGCAGCAAAACCCCCGAGCCAGAACCAGAGCCAGAGCCAGUCGUCGUUGUGGUCCCUGACGUUCAGGAGCCUGUCGCAGUAGAAGAGCCUCUUUUCGAUGACGAUGAUGACUGGGGUGCGCCAUCAUGGAGCAAGGGCAAGAGAAGCUCGAAGGCCGAUGUGCCGGUUGAAGUUGUCGAAGAGUCGACAGAUCCUGUGCAGAAACCGGACGAGGACGAUCCAUGGGGCAGCGCAGCUUUCAACAUUGGCAAGAAAGCCAAGAAGGGCAAGAAGGGCGUUCUUGGAGCACCCACACCUCCAGAACCUGAGCUUCCACCCCCUCUCGAGAUUGAAGCACCUCCCGCAGUCGUCGAAGAGAAUGAUCCGUGGGACUUCGGCACUACUUCAUCCAAGAAAAAGAAGAAGAAAGGUGAGUCUGCUAACGAGCUUACCAAGGCGACUUCGAGGGACUCUGCGACCAAGUCCGCCACCGAAGACCUGCUCGGGCUCGAUGACCCACCUCCAGAGGUUAUAGAGGAAGCGCCCGUCGAGGACAAGAAAGAGAAAAAAGACAAAAAGAAAGAAUCGAAGUCCACGAGCAUGUGGGGCGCUUUCGCGUCAUCCUCGUCCAAGAAAGAGAGCUCUUCCGAUAAGAAAAAGCGAGAAAAGAAAGAAGCUAAGGAGGCUGAAGAGGCCGCAGAGAAGGCGCGUCUCGAACAAGAGGAGGCUGACCGUCUUGCCGCUGAAGCUGCUGAGGCUGAAACUGCUGAGAUUGAAGCUGCUAAGGUUGAAGCUGCUAAGGUUGAAGCUGCUGAGGCUGAAGCUGCUGAGGCUGAAGCUGCUGAGGCUGAAGCUGCUGCUGCCGAGCAAGCUCGUGUUGAAGCUGAAGAAGCUGAGCUCGCCCGCAUUGCGACCGAAGAGGAAGAGCGGAGGAAAAAAGAGGAAGAGGAGGCAGCAAAGAGCUCGGGCUGGGGCAGCAGUAUCUGGGGUUCCUCGAAGAAGAAAGAGACUACGAAGGAGCGCAAGGCCCGGGAGAAGAAGGAAGAGCAAGAGCGGCUGGAACGAGAGGCUAAAGAGGCUGAGGAAGCGGCAGAGAAGGCAAGGCUCGAGCAGGAAGAGGCUGAUCGUGUUGCAAACGAAGAAAAGGAGAAGCUUCAGAGUGAAGCCAAAGAAGCAGCGGAAGCAGCACUGGCAGCUGACGAAGCUCGACUCGACGCCGAAGAUGCUGCACGAAUGCUCCGAGAAGACUUCGAGGCGACAUCCGGUCCACCAUCCAAGAAGGAGAGUACGAAGGCUAAGAGAGAGCGCGAGACCAAAGAGAAAAAAGUGAAGAAGCAGAUCGAAAAGUUGGAACAGGAUGCUGCUGACGCUGCAGAUGCCGCCACGAAAGCUCAAGAGAAUGCUGACAACCUCGAGGCUGAGUGCGUCGUGGCCGGAAUUGACACUGCGUUCUUGAUGGAGUUCAAGAGGAAGCCUGAACCUGUCGCUGAAGAGGCACCACCACCGCCACCUGAGGAGGAGGCACUACCACCGCCACCUGAGGAAGAGGCGCCACUUGCUGACGGGCCUGCACCUGCGCCAAAUGCCGAUGACGACCUUUGGAACUCCGUCAAGGACAUCCCCGAGGAUGAGCUUCUUGCCGAGCUUGGUGAGACCAAGACCACAUUGCCAACGAAAAAGGAUGACGGUGGUGGAUGGGGAAGCGCGUGGGGCAUCUCACUGCGUAAGACGAAGAGAGAACCUGAACCUGAGGUCAUUCCAAAACCAGAACCAAUCGCUGAACCUGAACCAGAACCUGUGGCCGAACCAGAACCGGAGCCCGUCGUGGUCGUUGAGGAGCCUGUGUUGUCCGCUAAAGAGUUGAAGAAGCUGGAAAAGGCAAAGAAAAAGAAAGGCAAGCUUGUCGAACCUGAACCUGAACCUGAACCUGAACCCGUGGUUGUCCCUAAAUCUGUUCCUGAGCCCGUUGUCGAACCGGAACCGGAACCUGUCUUUGAAGAUGCUCCUGAACCUCCACUACCUCCGCCAGUUGAGAUAAUCGAGGCUACACCCAAGAAGGACAAGAAGAGCAAGAAGUCCAAAAAGUCGAAAUAUGAGGAUGAGAUCGUCGCCAUCGAAGAGCCUAUUGCUGUACCUCCACCUGCGGCCAGAAGGUCACCCAUUCCAGGCGGCUUCCCAAUGGAUGAUGAUAUGCUGAUCGAUCUUGGCAGCUCUGAACCACCUCCACCACCGCCGCCGCCGCCAGCUGAACUGGAACCUGAGGUCUUCCCUGAGAUGAUUCCCGAACCUGAGCCGGUUGUCGUGGAAGAACCAGUUGUGGUCCCUGACAAGAAAUCGAAGAAGUUGAAGAAAAGCAGCAAAUCCUCGAAGUCAACGCCGGUGGUCGAAGCACCACCGCCUCCACCGCCACCGCCGGCGGCUGCUGAGCCUGAUGAGUUCGUGGAUGCUGAAGCGGAACCAGCAGAGGUUGUGAUCCUGGACAGUGCACCUGUCGAUCGUGAGGUAGUGCUGGACGAUGAUCUGCUAGAUGCUGAAGAUGCUCCAGCUAAGCUUCCCACGCCACCUCCUGAGAAUGAUCCGGAGCCGGUCAUCAUGGAGUCACCAAAGAAAGAGCGUGCAAAGGUCGUUCGCAGCGGCACAUCUGGUUCAUGGGGAAUGUGGGGUGCAGCACCACCGUCUAAGUCAAGAGGAAGCAGGAAGAAGUCCCGUGAUGACAGUGCAAGUAGCGCUGCUAAGCCGAGCAUGAGUCGCUCGAAGUCUGCGCGCACUUCAUCGACCAGGGAUCGAGAUGUCAUGUCCAAGUCGUCUGGUUCUGACAAGAUGUCAAAGACGCCAUCUGCCACGCGAAGCAAACCUCAACGCGCGUCCACAGGACUCGGCCAGCUGUUCGGUGCCUCGGCCUUUAGCACUGCACCAGCACAUCCAACAGUGUCUCGCUCUAAGUCACAUCGAACGUCUGCGACUCCCAAGAUGCUCUCUCGCCGAAACUCGAUAGACCGCGACGCUGCAAUGAUGUCGCCGCCGCAAACCGACACCGACAUGAAGUACUCGUCGAAGGCUGACAAAGUAUUGGGCAGGGAGAAACCAUCUCGACGGUCAAGCACCAGAGACAAGGGCAAGUCCAGAGCUGUGCCCGACCCGUACCCUCUUGAGGACGACCUCGUGAUACUCGACGACUCUCCCACACCUGUGCAAGAACGGCCAGAAACAAAGCGUCGCAAGUCGAAGCGCGGCUCUGUGCAGCCCGAGGAACCCAUCACAGCGCCGCCUAGCGCCGACGACCCUGUCAUUGUGGAUCCCAUGGAUGUGGAGCCCGCCCCAGUUGAGGCUGAGCGCAAGCCCCGCCGCGAACGCGAACGCGAACACUCCCGACGCGAACGAGCACCGUCCAUGGCGAAGGACGCGCUGCCCACGCUGGCUGGCGUCGCCGGCACUGCUGCCGCCGUCAGCGGCCUGAAGAGCAUGUUCGCCUUCGGCCGCAAGAAGAGCGCGCCGACGCCUGACGAGGACCCGCGCGACCGUCGCAGGGCCUACGAGACCGAAGAUGAGCGCAGACGGCGCAAGCGGUCCACGAUGCGCGGUGACGUUGACGACGACGAGGCUAAGCGCCUGCGACAUGAGCGCCGCAGCGUCCGCCGGGAGCGCGAUGAGGCUGACUACAUGGCCUCGGGCGCAAAUGGCAACGGCAGCACCGAGUACGACGCUGAGCGCGAGGCACGACGAGCUGAGCGCAGAGCCCGCCGAGAGCGAGAUGGCGACAAAGGCUCUCGCCGGCCUGAGCUGGAGGAGGUCGAUGCCAAGGCCGAACGACGCCGCGAGCGAGAGCGCGAGAACGAGGCAGCCAUCCUCGCGCAGAAGAAGGCGCGCCAGAUGGCCGAGCUCGAGCGACGCAACAAACAGGCCGAAGAGGAACUGCGACGCAUGGCCGAGAAGGAGGAACGCAAACGCAUACGCGCCGAGCGCAAGAUGAGCACCGACGACCGCGAGCACCGCUCCUCCCGCCGCAAGGACAGCCAGCGCGAGCCCUCCCGCCCGCGCAAUGAGCGCCGCCGCUCGCACCAAGCCGAGACCGAAGAGGAGCGUCGUCGCCGCCACGAAGAGCGCCGCGCCGCCCGCCGCGCCUCCGAGUACCCAGCACCGCCCGUCAACGGCACCGGCGAGCCCAUCACCGACUACUUCGACGCUCGCAACGCCGACGCCGGCGACUCGGGCCACCGCUCGAAACACCGCAGUUCACGCCGCGGCGCCGACGACGAACAGCACCAGCCGUACCUGAACAAGGGCCCCGACAAGACGUCCUCGUGGGUCCAGUCCCUCUCCGACGACAACCCGCUGCCUCCCCCCAUCGCAGAGACGAUCCUCGAUCCCCCGCCUGGUAGCCGCGAUGCCCCCGGGCUAGAUGACGAGGAGACGCCGAGCCAAGAUGAGGAUAUCCGGCUGCGCAUCGCCGGGCGCAGGGGUCCUAAGCGCGAUCAAGAGCGGGCUGAACGACAUGCUGAGCGGAACCGCGAGCGUGAUCGUGAGCGCGAUAGGAAACAGCAUCGCAGACGGUCUUACCAUGAAGAGGACGAGGAGCCGCGGAGUAGCAAGAGAGAUGGUAGGAGGAAGACGUAUGAUCAGUAUAAUGAGCAGCCGGUGCGGACGUGGGAUGGGAGGCCCGAGGGCGAGACGCCGAGGGGUGUCAAGAGGGGGAGUUGGUUGAAGAAGAUCGCUGGGUUGGGUUGA
Molecule: messenger RNA, 7365 nt
Organism: Macroventuria anomochaeta
Lineage: Eukaryota; Fungi; Ascomycota; Dothideomycetes; Pleosporales; Didymellaceae
Exons: 4
Coding region: 1-7365 (2454 amino acids)
Source: RefSeq, a predicted model, not a curated record